AGUGCCAGCGCCAGUGCAUAAAUAUUUAAAUUAAAAUUAACAAAAGCAUUAGUAGUUCGACUUAAGUGGAUUCAAGUCAAGUGUGGAAAAGUGCAUUUAAAAACUGCGAAAUGAGUGUUCAACAAUUCGAGCAAGAAGUUCUUAAUGCCCAUAAUUCAUAUCGGGCCAAGCAUGGAGUUUCGCCCUUGAUAUUGAGCCCCAAACUGAAUCGGUUGGCCACCGAAUGGGCCAAGUAUUUGCUGUCGAGCAAUCGCAUGGAGCAUCGCCAGAACAGUGGAUAUGGAGAGAAUAUCUACAUGGCCUCCGGGGGAAAUCUAGAAGGAUCGGAUGCCGUCAGAUCCUGGUACGAAGAGGUACGACAAUACAAUUGGAAUUACCCCUCCUUUCAAGGCAGCACGGGGCAUUUCACUCAGGUGGUUUGGAAGAGUUCCACUGAGUUGGGCGUCGGUUUUGCAAAAAGGGGCAAUACCAUCUUUAUAGUGUGCAACUAUAAUCCCCCUGGCAAUUACAACAAUUUGUUUAGGGAGAACGUAGUUCCCCCGAGGCGAUAAAAACGGUUUUAUUUAUAACCUACAGUCAUUCCAAAGAUAUACAGGAAUUUUUAUACCCGCAUUAGUGAAUUUAUAUUUUGUUAUCAGGGAAGUACUCUAAAUA
Messenger RNA from Drosophila takahashii, 654 nucleotides. RefSeq names its product Golgi-associated plant pathogenesis-related protein 1. The record is from RefSeq and is a predicted model, not a curated record. NCBI's taxonomy places the organism in Eukaryota, Metazoa, Arthropoda, Insecta, Diptera, Drosophilidae. Gene Ontology annotation, cellular component: extracellular region.